Labrus mixtus (cuckoo wrasse) is the source of this 4450-nucleotide messenger RNA. It is a transcript of the gene wfs1a, whose product is annotated as Wolfram syndrome 1a (wolframin). Gene Ontology annotation, molecular function: protein binding. The coding region runs from base 188 to 3370 and encodes 1060 amino acids. Gene Ontology annotation, biological process: endoplasmic reticulum unfolded protein response; calcium ion homeostasis. Gene Ontology annotation, cellular component: endoplasmic reticulum membrane; endoplasmic reticulum. The transcript has 13 exons. NCBI's taxonomy places the organism in Eukaryota, Metazoa, Chordata, Actinopteri, Labriformes, Labridae. The record is from RefSeq and is a predicted model, not a curated record.
CCACAGACGGUGUGAGUCUCUGGUUUCGAGGUGCUGUGAGAGUGUGUGGAGCUCAGCAUGGACUAACUUAUACACACAACGUUUAAAGUCAGGAGGAUUGUUUUAUCACAAGAACUGGUCUCUGAAGCUACAGAGUAACCUCGGUGUAAAAUACCCAGAGGGUCCUCCAGUUUAUCUCACAGGUAACAUGGAGAAGGAUUUACCAUCAACAGCGACUUCUGUCAACAGCCCGGGGUCAAGCCCUGUCCUGGAUGGGCCCUCUCCUCCCUCCCCCAGACAGAUUCCUCCGUCCAAGAUCUCCAAUGACCCCCCUGCGGCCCCUUCUCUCCCCCCAAAAUCUUCAACCCCAACCAAGUCGACAGCAGAACCCAGACAAUUAUCUUCCUCCUCUCACCCUUCUGCACACAUCAGCUCUAAACCUAUGGAGUCUCCUCCUGUAGACUCAAAGCCUCCAGCUCCCCUGAAAUCUGCCCCUCCUGCUAAAAGCAAAACCCCGCUGGUUACUUCAUCUGCUCUUCCCCCACAAAUCCCCAAAGUUUCAGCAUUUUCUAAGCUCACAUCUGCAUCUUACACACAAACUAGUUUUGACAACACUCCAGCAGAUGCCCCUCCGACUUCCUCCAAUAUGGCUUCCACUGCAGCUCCCGCAGAGCCUUCCACCGCCCCUGUAAAGCGCACCUUUGCCACCAUGGCCAAGCGGGUGAUAAUCCAGGAAAGACUGAGGAAGGCCGAAGAGGAGGCCAAUGAUGAAGAGGAAGAUGAAGAACCAGAGGAAGAUUUGUCUUUGGAGCAGAUGGAAGUGAAGGCCAACGGCGGCGAUGCCAGAGCUCAGACCCGUCUUGGUCAGCACUACUUGCUUCUUGCAGAAGAGAAGGACGCAGAGCAAAACAAUCAGCUGGCUGUUAAUUGGCUUCUUAAAGCAGCUAAGCAGGGAAGAAAAAGUGCAGCAAGAGCCCUGCAGCGCUGCUGGAUCCAGAGGAAAGGAAUGACUCCAGAGAAUGAGGAAGAUGUUCGUAAAUUGGCGACAGAGAGUAAGUUUGAGCUGGCAGUACGUAAAGCAGCCAUGAUGAUGUACUGGAAACUCAACCCAGAUAGGAAGAAGAAGGUGGCUGUGGCUGAGAUGCUUGAAAAUGUCAGCCAGGUCAACGCAGGUGGCACUGCAAGCAGGAUUCCUGCCCCAACCUCGGGCCAGACACAGAAGGUAUUGGAAAGCAUGGUCAGCAAGGAGUCCACACAGUUGGUGGACCUGGAUGACUUUGUUGAGAUAACUAAAAAGUAUGCACAAGGCAUCGUCCCGUCUGCGCCCCAAAAGGCUACAACCAAGACUAAAAUCCUUAAACCUCAGGACAGCACUGAAGAGCAGAGGGCUGAGCUGGUACCGUCAGGACACAAGAAAUCCCACAGAAAUUCUUGGAGUUUUGGAAGAAGUGGGAUGAUGAUGCACUCUCAGCAGAACGGGGCCAUAAAAAAGGCCAUGGACAUGAAAUCCCGCCUAAUGAUGCUGCAGUACCCACUGCAUUCCAUCGUUGAAAUGAAAGAGCACCUGGUGGACUGGGCGUCACGAGCCGGCGUCCAGUGGCUGAGCACGGCCAUCCCCACCCAGCACGUCAAUGCACUCAUCUUCUUCUUCAUCAUCAGCAACCUGACUGUCGACCUGUUUGCCUUUGUCAUCCCUUUGCUUGUCUUCUACCUCUCCUUCAUCUCCAUGAUCAUCUGCACUCUGAGGGUCUUCCAGAGCAGCAAGACUUGGGAAAAUUUCAGUGCCCUGACAUCUCUGCUGACGCGCUUUCAACCCGGCCUGGAUGUGGAGCAGGCAGAGACCGACUUUGGCUGGAACAACCUUGAGCCAUACCUCUAUUUUAUCCUCUCGGUUUUCUUCAUCAUAUUCUCCUUCCCUGUAGCUGACAAGGGCUGGAUCCCCUGUUCUGAGCUUUCUACUGUGGCCAUCUUCUUUACCGCUGUCAGCUACAACAGCCUCAGUCCCACUGCUGCGAUGUAUGCACGCAGAGCGAUGGUCAUAGAGGUUGCUUCCUCCCUGUGUUGCCUGACUCAGUUUCUGCCUGAAAAAAUGGCAAUUCGCCUCCUUGGCCACACCUUUGCCACACUGCCACUAGGGGAGUCGGUGGUGCUGAAGAUCAGUCUCCCAUGCCUGCUGUAUGUUUACCUGUUCUACCUGUUCUUCAGCAUGGCCAGGAUGCGUGGCUUCAGGGGGACUUACUGCUUCCUGGUUCCUUACCUUGUGUGCUUCAUGUGGUGUGAGUUCUCAGUGGUUCUGCUCCAGAACUCUUCCGCUGUGGGUCUAAUCCGCACCUGUGUCGCCUACUUCCUCUUCCUGUUUGCCCUGCCUGUUCUCGCGUUUGGCCUUGCAGCCAUGCUCUUCAUCCAGAUCUGCAAGUGGUUCCUCGAGCUGGAGCUGACGAAGGUGAUCGUGACUCUGGUGGUUUGUGCGAUUCCUGUAACUCUGCGUCUGUGGACACGUUUCAGCAUGUCUAUUCUGGAUGUUUUCCGCUCACUGACCCACCGUGGCCCUGUCAAACUCAUCUUACUGGGCAUCUCCAUGGUGAUCCUGUUGUUUGCAAUCUAUGUGUACCAUGCAGAGGGACAGAAGGUGUAUAAUUCAACAAUGACUUGGAGUCAGUACAGCCAGGUGUGUGGGCCUCCUGCCUGGGAAACUAAAGGCAUGGCCCAGACGCAGCUCUUCUGUAGCCACCUGCAAGGGCACAGAGUCACCUGGACCGGCCGUUUCAGGCACGUCCGUGUAGCCGACACGGAGAAUGGGGCACAGUCCGUCAUUAGCAUGUUGCCAGUGUUCAUGGGGGACUGGCUUCGCUGCCUGUAUGGAGAGAGGUAUCCAAAAUGUGAGCCAAAGAACGCUACAGUCGCUAACCUCACUGCCUCGGAAUUGGCAGCCGGCUCUGCCUCGGCUACUGUGUCACUGCCCAUGCUGCUCCGGAUGCAAGAAGAAGAAGAGUUGUGCGAGCUCAAGGCUCUUGCAAAACACACUUGCCACAUCAAGCGCUUUGACAGCCAUCGCUUCGAGGUCGCAGUAGGGAUGAUUCGAGAUGGAAGCAUGGAUGACCCAGCCAGGGAUAUUAUCCUAAUGGCCAGCCAUGAAUUCAGACAAGUUCUGCUAAACCUAAGUCCUGGGAGCAUGGUGGAAUUCAGCACCAAGCUGGAUGGCCGACUAGGUGCCAGAGCUCCGGCCUUCGAGUUGAAGGCGAUCCACUGCAUGGACUGUGCUACUUCACUGCUGACCGGGUCCCGGCAGGUGAAGAUCGAGAGAGACUGGAGACGCACCACAAUGAGAGCUCUGAAGUUUGCCUUUGAUUUUUUCUUUUACCCCUUUCUGUCCGCAAAGAUCUCUGACUGAGAAGAAAGAAAGUAGUGAAGCCGAAGUAAUUCCUCACCCAAAGGUCUUCAGGAGGCCCUGCUGACGUAUUCUUUUGAUGUGGUUAUGUUACUAAUGUAACUUACAGUUUGGUUUACAUUUUGAUCCAACAUGGAUCUUGUUAGUGCAUGAGUUUACUUGUUUACUUGUUUUUUGUUUGUUUUUUUACUUUUUUAGUGAAUGUACCUUUAAAGCAGUUCAGGAAUUGUCAGAUACUUUGGCGUGAGAAACAUUGCCAAAUGUAAUAAUAUUUACAAAAUGCCAAGAAAAUUGACAAAAAUGAUAUACCUUCAUUUGUCUUCAGGGUCAUCUUUUAUUUUAUUUAUUUGGAAAAGACCAUUAUUGUUUUAAAGAAAAAGAAAAAACUGUAAUUUAGUGCCUUUCAUAAUUGGGGAAGCUAAUGUAUGUAGCUGACCGACAGAUUUAGUACUCUUAUUAAAAAUCUAAACAUUAUCUGAGUGAAAUGAUCUUUGAUAGGCCAAUGUCGAUGCUAUUUUUGUAUUAAGGUUUUUUUUUAUUGUGUGUGGAAAAUGUUUGCAUGUACAGUAUGUGUUAGGCUUUGUAUGUGUACAUUAUUUGGUACGCUUUUAUCAUGAUCAAUUAUUUCUUGCUCAGUGGUCUUACAACAUAUCAGUUACAUUUUUAGAAGUGCACUAAGCGGCUUGUUAUUGGGUAUGAAACAUACUCAAUAAUGCUGGUUCUUAUUUAUGAACUACACAUCCAUACUAAAACAUUAGCAAAAAAGAAAAUAAUUGCAUUAUUUUGAAUGCAUCUAAUUUUUGUGUCAGAUUCUACAUCCUGCCAACAGACAGAGCCUUAUUUAGGGUUUUCCUUGGCAAAGCUUUGCAAUGAGUUGUUCUUAAGACAGUUACUGCUGGGGCUCUUUUGUUAGAGGAUACUCCACAAGUAUAUACAGGGCAGAUCAGCAAAGAGGUAAGAUUUACCACUUUGUCCAAAGAGACCCCGAAAUAAAUAAUAAAGUUGUUGCUCAAAUAAAUGAUUGGAUUUUUCUCUGCCUUGAUCUUUUACGUUGAAUAGCAAACAUAUUGUGUGUUUCAUGUU